This is a messenger RNA of Penicillium crustosum, 549 nucleotides long. RefSeq lists its product as uncharacterized. The coding region runs from base 1 to 549 and encodes 182 amino acids. The transcript has a single exon. Lineage: Eukaryota; Fungi; Ascomycota; Eurotiomycetes; Eurotiales; Aspergillaceae. The record is from RefSeq and is a predicted model, not a curated record.
AUGUUCGUUCGCCCAGAAGCAAGCUGGCGCCGAAUGCUUACCCACCAACCACCUCUCUACCGAGUUGGUGUAUUUUACUCCAGCUGUACGGCUUUUUUCUGGGAGUGGAGUCAGGCAAAGGCAGACAUCCCGGACGAUGGGCUCCGGAUGGCGCCGCUCUUUGAAUACUUGAUUGAUAGAAACCCGGAUGAUUGGGCUUAUGGGAUGUCGAUCGAGAUGUUUUUCUUGUCUUCUUCCUCUACCGGGCUCCUUGCGUCGGAGAAACCAAAGAAUUGGCGUGAGGAUCGUGGAGCUGGUUGGACUUGGAAAGAAUUGAUGGGGCAAUUUGAUCUUGUGUUGCAGGUUAUAAUGAGUACGGAUUGUAUGGCUGAGAUGGAUUAUCAGGAGGAAAAGGAGGAGAGGGAGAAAGAGGCCAAGGAGAAGGGGAUGGAGCUUCCGGACACUGAUGUGGAUGUGUCGGAAAGAAUCCGUGAAUGUUAUCGGGAAUUGGGUGUGAGGAUGGAGGGCUUUCAGAUGGAGGAGUAUAAUAAAGGGAGUGGCGCGUGGUAG